Argentina anserina (silverweed cinquefoil) is the source of this 1998-nucleotide messenger RNA. RefSeq names its product lysine histidine transporter 1. The record is from RefSeq and is a predicted model, not a curated record. Gene Ontology annotation, biological process: amino acid transmembrane transport. Gene Ontology annotation, cellular component: plastid; membrane. NCBI's taxonomy places the organism in Eukaryota, Viridiplantae, Streptophyta, Magnoliopsida, Rosales, Rosaceae. The transcript has 8 exons. Bases 165 to 1511 code for a protein of 448 amino acids. Gene Ontology annotation, molecular function: acidic amino acid transmembrane transporter activity.
CGACGAGCACCCUCCUUAUUUUCUGUGCUGGUGUGAGAGUGCAGAGCUAGCUAGCAGCUAGAGAGCUCCGUUUACUGGUUUAAACCUAGCUAUCACCUACUGCAUAUUAAGCUACUCCACUCUUUUCUCGUAUCCUCUUUCCAAAUCUUGAUUGAUCAGUCGCCAUGGGAACUCAAGCUCCGGACGGCGCUACUUACAACCAGGCAGAGAUGGAUGAAAAAUUAGCUAAAGAAAAGGCAAUUAACGAUUGGCUUCCAAUUACUUCUUCAAGAAAUGCAAAAUGGUGGUAUUCGGCUUUUCACAAUGUUACGGCCAUGGUUGGAGCUGGUGUUCUCGGUCUCCCUUAUGCCAUGGCUGAGCUUGGAUGGGGUCCUGGUAUAGCUAUUAUGGUCCUUUCAUGGAUCAUCACAUUAUACACACUAUGGCAAAUGGUUGAGAUGCAUGAGAUGGUUCCAGGGAAGCGUUUUGAUCGAUAUCACGAGUUGGGUCAGCAUGCAUUUGGUGAAAAGCUUGGUCUUUACAUUGUGGUGCCUCAGCAACUCAUUGUUGAAGUUGGUGUUUGCAUUGUGUACAUGGUCACCGGAGGAAAAUCGCUGCAGAAGGUCCAUGACACUGUGUGCUCAGACUGCAAAAACAUCAAAUUGACUUACUUCAUCAUGAUCUUUGCCUCUGUUCACUUUGUUCUUUCCCAUCUUCCCAACUUCCACUCCAUCUCCGGCGUGUCUUUGGCUGCAGCUGUCAUGUCCUUGAGUUACUCUACCAUAGCAUGGACUGCUGCGCUUGACAAAGGUGUGGUAGAAAAUGUCGAUUAUGAUUAUAAAGCAAAGACUACUACAGGAAAUUUUUUCAACUUCUUAGCUGCAUUGGGUGAAGUGGCUUUUGCGUAUGCUGGCCAUAAUGUAGUCCUCGAAAUUCAAGCAACAAUUCCUUCUACACCAGAGAAGCCUUCCAAGGGACCAAUGUGGAAAGGAGUCAUUUUUGCCUACAUAAUUGUGGCUUUGUGCUACUUCCCAGUUGCUCUGGUGGGAUAUUACAUAUAUGGAAAUUCAAUUGAAGACAACAUCCUCGUCUCAUUGGAUAGACCCAAAUGGCUAAUCGCAAUGGCCAACAUGUUUGUUGUCAUCCAUGUUAUUGGAAGCUAUCAGAUUUAUGCCAUGCCAGUGUUUGACAUGAUGGAAACUCUACUGGUGAAGAAGUUGAAUUUCAGGCCAAGUUUUAAGCUUCGCUUUGUUACACGAAAUACAUAUGUCGCAAUUACCAUGUUUGUUGGAAUUACAUUCCCGUUCUUUAGUGGUCUCCUUGGAUUUUUCGGAGGAUUCGCUUUUGCCCCAACAACAUAUUUUCUCCCUUGUGUAAUGUGGCUUGCAAUCUAUAAACCAAAGAGAUUCGGCUUAUCCUGGUGGUGCAACUAUAUCUGCAUCUUCUUCGGUGUUCUUUUGAUGGUUCUAUCACCAAUUGGAGGACUGAGAUCAAUCAUCGUUCAAGCCAAGACCUACAAAUUCUACUCAUAAGCCAUUGGUCAUCAUCCUUCCAAGCCACAAGCCUGAAAGGGGUAGUAGUAGUAGUACGUAGCUCUAUAAAGAAAAGAAAAAACAGAGUAAUUGAUGAUGAGGAAGAGACUAAGGACUCAAUACCUUCACCAGCAAGUAAGCAGCGGACAGAGAGAAAUCUCGUUGGUUCGUCGCCAUGUAUCAGGGGAAAUUUCCAAAGGGCUUUCUAUUAUUUCUCCAUUAUGUAUUUGUUUGUGCAUGUCAUCAUGUAUAUGAUCUUUCUUUUUGUGUUUGUUUCCUGCAUUCUUUGUGUGAAAUCUUUGUUUGAGCAGGUUAUUAUAGCUAUUCUCACUUAUUUAGCUUGGACUUGCCUCAGUUAGGUAUCCAGCUGGAUAACUUUGUUUCAUAGGAAGGGGAUUUGGUACUGCAAUUUUAAUUUGCUUAUGUACCCUAGUGUGAAUGACCUAAUUUGCUGGUGCAAUAAAACAAACACAAGGUUGAGUUUCAA